Molecule: messenger RNA, 1041 nt
Organism: Podospora anserina S mat+
Lineage: Eukaryota; Fungi; Ascomycota; Sordariomycetes; Sordariales; Podosporaceae
Exons: 2
Coding region: 1-1041 (346 amino acids)
Biological process (GO): carboxylic acid metabolic process
Molecular function (GO): oxidoreductase activity, acting on the CH-OH group of donors, NAD or NADP as acceptor
Source: RefSeq, a predicted model, not a curated record
AUGGUGAGGUCACCCGCCGGUGUCAUCACCAACCAAUGGAAGUGCCCAAAACAAGCCCCAGAGAAACAUCUCGUCCACCCAACCUCUUGCGAGUUUGAUGACUACCUACCUGUUGUCGGCGGCGCGGUCGCCUACGCGCUCAUCCUGGUCGAUGUCAAGGUAGACCUUCGAGACGCCCAGGUCCGCGACCUCUCCGACGUCGCCUACGCCACCGGCGCCGGCAUGCGUGUCCGUGUAGCUACGCACCACGAGGCAGGGCAGUGCGACAUUGUGAUGAUCACUGCAGGGUCGAGAUAUGGGUUUGGUAAGGAAACAUUCCAAACCAAAAAAAAAAAGAACCAACCCGGUUUGUGUUCCUUUGUUAAACAAAUCAUAGGCGAAACCAGCAUCCAGCAUAUGCACCGCAACGCCUCGGCGAUCCGGAACGUGGUCAAGGCCAUGACGCCCUUCCGUUCAGACGCCAUCGUCCUCGUCGUCUCCAACCCGGUCGAUCUCCUCACCUCGAUUGCUCAAGAGCUUGCCGGGCUGCCCAAGUUCCAGGUCUUUGGCUCCGGGACGUUCCUCGAGUCGGUCCGGAUCCGGGGUUUGCUGGCGGAAAAGGCCGGGGUGGCCGCCAGCUCGAUCCAGCUGUUUGUUUUGGGCGUUCAUGGCGACGGUCAGGUGGUUGCUUGGUCGUCGGCGACCAUCAACGGCAUCCCCCUCGACAAGGUGCUCUCGCCCGACACGUCUGGACAUCAGGAGCUUGCAAAAGAGUGUAAAGAGAGAGCCGAGACCAUCUUCACGACCAAGGGGGCCACGCCGUUUGGGACUGGGUCUGUUGUGGCGAGUAUCUGCGCUUCGAUCCUCUUCGACAAGAGGGAGGUAAGACCCGUUAGCCAUUUCCAGCCGGAAUUCGAUUGCUGUUUCAGCCUGCCGGUGGUUCUGGGGAGGAAGGGGAUCAUGAAGACGAUUGAGAUGCCGCUGGGGAGUGACGAGAAUGCCGCCAUUGCUAGGUCUGCGCACCGGCUGAAGAGCACGAUAGAGCUUACGGAUAAGAAGUGA